Messenger RNA from Rasamsonia emersonii CBS 393.64, 747 nucleotides. RefSeq lists its product as uncharacterized. Lineage: Eukaryota; Fungi; Ascomycota; Eurotiomycetes; Eurotiales; Trichocomaceae. The record is from RefSeq and is a predicted model, not a curated record. The transcript has a single exon. The coding region runs from base 1 to 747 and encodes 248 amino acids.
AUGCCAAGUCGUUCUGACUCGACUGAACUUGAUAAGCGGGACUUGCUUAUGAAAGCGCUGAAUAUUCCCGACUACUCUUCUCAACUCAACCAAGACCUGGCUUCCGCGGAAAGGGAGGGUAACCGUCUUGAUGAGAAAUAUAAGGACAAACUCGAUCGUCUCAGGGACGCAAUCAAGACACGGUGCAAAGAGAAAGAAGCAGCAUCGGACCUUCUUUUUAUAGAUUGCGACGCUGCGGACCAUAGGAUCCCCGGCCUGGCAUGUUGGAAAAUGAUCAGCACUUGUCCGUGGAGUGAAGAGGACUGUAUAAUCUACCAUUUCUGCAGCAGGCACACAUUAUCAAACGAUCCAAUGAGAGGACUACAGGACCUUGUGAAAUCCCUUAUUUGGCAACUUUUGAAAAAGACCGAUAUCAAAAUCAAAUCCUCUAUCUUCAGAGAACUACAAAAGGACGCUGGAGUCUCAAAUCUUCGAAUCCUUCGCCGCCUCCUGAAGGAGUACUUUAAACAGAAGGGAGAUUGGAUCCUUGCCUGCGUCAUUGAUGGUGCUGAAUGUUUUGACACCAGAGAAUGGAGAGGUGAAAUGGAGGCGGUCUUCAAACUUCUAUGCGAGAUAUGCCCGGAGGAGAUUUUCAAGGUUUUCGUCACCUGUCCACGAGAAAACGUCGUUAUCCACGGGGACAAAUCGCUUACUAGCUUCAUGUUCUGGGAUGAAAAUUUGAAGAGAUACGUGGUGGAGUCUACAUAA